AGGCGCCGCCAUUUUGUGCCCCCCCAUUAUUUCUCCCGUCAUGGCGCUCGUUUCGGCCGAUUCCCGCAUCGCGGAGCUGCUCGGGGAGCUGCACCAGCUCAUCAAGCAGACGCAGGAGGAGCGCUCCCGCAGCGAGCACAACCUGGUGAACAUCCAGAAGACGCACGAGCGGAUGCAGACCGAGAACAAAAUCUCCCCCUAUUACCGCACCAAGCUCCGGGGGCUCUACACCACGGCCAAGGCCGACGCCGAGGCCGAGUGCAACAUUUUGCGGCGGGCCCUGGAUAAGAUCGCCGAGAUCAAAUCGCUGCUGGAGGAGCGGCGCAUCGCGGCCAAGAUCGCCGGGAUCUACAGCGAGGCAGAGCCGCCCAGGAAGACCAUGAGGAGGGGGGUGCUGAUGACGCUGCUGCAGCAGUCGGCCAUGACCCUGCCCCUGUGGAUCGGCAAACCCGGAGAAAAGCCCCCCCCGCUGUGCGGGGCGGUGCCGGCGGCCGGGGACUACGUGGCCAAGCCGGGGGACAAGGUGGCGGCGCGGGUGAAGGCGCUGGAGGGGGACGAGCAGUGGAUCCUGGCCGAGGUGGUGAGCUACAGCCACGCCGCCAACAAGUACGAAGUUGAUGACAUCGACGAGGAAGGCAAAGAGCGCCACACGCUGAGCCGGCGCCGGAUCAUCCCCCUGCCCCAGUGGAAAACCAACCCCGAGACCGACCCCGAGGCCCUGUUCCACAAGGACCAGCUGGUGCUGGCCCUCUACCCACAGACCACCUGCUUCUACAGGGCCCUCAUCCACGCCCCCCCGCAGAGGCCCCAGGACGAUUACUCGGUGCUGUUCGAGGACACCUCGUACGCCGACGGUUACUCCCCCCCCCUCAACGUGGCCCAGCGCUACGUGGUGGCCUGCAAGGAGACCAAAAAGAAGUGAAAACGCCCCAAAAAAGGGUACCCCAAAACCUGGGGGGGAGAACCCCGAAAAAAUCCGCC
This is a messenger RNA of Myiozetetes cayanensis, 981 nucleotides long. It is a transcript of the gene SGF29, whose product is annotated as SAGA complex associated factor 29. The transcript has 9 exons. The record is from RefSeq and is a predicted model, not a curated record. Lineage: Eukaryota; Metazoa; Chordata; Aves; Passeriformes; Tyrannidae. Bases 41 to 922 code for a protein of 293 amino acids. Gene Ontology annotation, cellular component: SAGA complex.